AUGAACACGACCGUGCGAUUCGCAGUUGGGCCUAAAGCUGUUGUUAACGAUGAGACAGUCCGCCGCUUCGGUCUUGUGUGGCUUCCUGGCUCAGGACAGGCUCCUGACAACGAGCUGUUGCGUCGGUUUGUCAACGCGUUGUUUGAAACAUUACCCUCAUCUGUUGGGAUAGAUGUACUCGGUGUUUCUUGCCACCAAGUCGAUGAUGCGAUCGCAACUUUAAGUGGCCUGGCGGUGGUCGUUGGAGGUCACAGUAUGGGAGGCACCAUUGCUCACACGUGCGGAAACAAGAAGGGAGUGUUGGUUACCCUUUCUAUAGGCGUUUCUCCAUCAUCUGUUCCUCAUUCCAUUCCUCACGCUGCACUUGUCAUAAUCGGCGAAAAUGAUCCCGCUUAUCGAGUCCAAAACCGAAUCGUGUUCAAGGAUGGUUCUCUCGGUUUUACUGCUGUGCAUCAACGCGAAUUAGAAAGUAAGCUCACCGUUGUGCUAGCAAAAGAUGGUGACCACUCCAUCCGUUGGUUUCCACGCUCGGCUAUCGAUAAAGAAGCAGCAUCCGUCACACCCGAGACUAAAGCAAUGAACCUAGAAGUAGCUCAUCAUGUGCAUUUGUUUUUUGCAUCCUUAGUUGAGCAUCUGGAGUAG
Molecule: messenger RNA, 642 nt
Organism: Didymodactylos carnosus
Lineage: Eukaryota; Metazoa; Rotifera; Eurotatoria; Philodinida; Philodinidae
Source: the annotation of a GenBank genome assembly